Molecule: messenger RNA, 867 nt
Organism: Amyelois transitella
Lineage: Eukaryota; Metazoa; Arthropoda; Insecta; Lepidoptera; Pyralidae
Exons: 6
Coding region: 1-867 (288 amino acids)
Source: RefSeq, a predicted model, not a curated record
AUGGACACGUAUCAAACAACUACAUGCAUAUAUUUCGGCGUGUCUAGACUAGACGCUAAAAAGGUUAGCUGGUACAUCACGACCUGCGAAUGCUGGUGGUGGUGGGGGAACGUGGAGACGCCUUGGGACGUAAAAGACAAUGUGGGAUUGGAAAACAAGUAUAAAAUAAGGAACAUAAGUCACGAUCUUUUGACGCAAGCGUAUAUGAGGGUGAGACACGUGCUGGAUAUAAGGGACUACCAUAAGGGUACUAACCCUUUCGAAGUCGGAUAUAUUAUGGGUAAGAUACGCGAAAAAUAUAGACGAAUGAUGGAACAUUACUAUCAGUGGAGGGAUAAGGCGUCGGGGAAGUCUGCGUUUGUGGGACCAGGUGUUAGAGAAAUAAAACCCAUCCAUUUCUUGUUGACCAUGGAACACGUAUUUACUUAUGAGCGCGACAUACAUAAGUAUUGUGACACCAUCAUCAGUUACUUCACCAAUGAUGAGUAUCCCGUUAAGAAAGGCGCUCAAAUAAACCAAGCACUAUGGAAGAAAAGGCGUGAAGCAAAAGCCAGAUUGACGAGAACAAGAAACCCUGCUAUGUUUGGCAAUGGUACAUUUGGUAGCACCGGCGCUUCGAGCCAAUUGUCACCGGGUAUGACCAUGCCGGCAGACAUGACCAUGCCGGCAGACAUGACCAUGCCGGCAGGUAUGACCAAGCCUGGCGGCAGACGCAUGGAGGAAAACCACAAGAGUUGGCUACGACAGAAAUACUUGAUGCGGCGUCUGGGUUUGCCUGAAAAUUCCACCACGAGGAAGAAGCGUUUUAUGCACAAUUGGCCGGUGGAGGGUAGCUGGGAUUUCGCACCGUACGACGUUGGACUUUGA